This is a messenger RNA of Odobenus rosmarus divergens (Pacific walrus), 2171 nucleotides long. It is a transcript of the gene VPS33A, whose product is annotated as vacuolar protein sorting 33 homolog A (S. cerevisiae). Gene Ontology annotation, biological process: intracellular protein transport; vesicle-mediated transport. The coding region runs from base 18 to 1808 and encodes 596 amino acids. The record is from RefSeq and is a predicted model, not a curated record. The transcript has 13 exons. Gene Ontology annotation, cellular component: lysosome; CORVET complex. Lineage: Eukaryota; Metazoa; Chordata; Mammalia; Carnivora; Odobenidae.
GGGGGCGGCGGGGCAAGAUGGCGGCGCACCUGUCUUACGGACGAGUGAACCUGAACGUGCUGCGCGAGGCGGUGCGUCGCGAGCUGCGCGAAUUCCUGGACAAGUGCGCGGGAAGCAAGGCAAUAGUUUGGGACGAGUAUCUCACAGGACCGUUUGGCCUGAUUGCACAAUAUUCACUACUGAAGGAACAUGAAGUGGAAAAAAUGUUCACACUUAAAGGAAGUCGUUUGCCCGCAGCUGAUGUCAAGAAUAUUAUCUUCUUUGUCAGACCCAGGCUAGAACUGAUGGAUAUAAUUGCCGAAAAUGUGCUCAGUGAAGACAGACGUGGUCCAACAAGAGAUUUCCACAUUUUGUUUGUGCCGCGACGUAGUUUACUGUGCGAACAGCGGUUGAAGGAUCUGGGUGUUCUGGGAUCCUUUAUUCAUAGGGAGGAGUACAGCCUUGACCUCAUUCCAUUUGAUGGGGAUCUCUUAUCCAUGGAAUCGGAGGGUGCAUUCAAAGAGUGCUACCUGGAGAGUGACCAGACGAGCCUCUACCACGCAGCCAAGGGGCUGAUGACCCUGCAGGCUCUGUAUGGGACAAUCCCCCAGAUCUUUGGGAAAGGAGAGUGUGCCAGGCAAGUGGCCAAUAUGAUGAUCAGGAUGAAGAGAGAAUUUACAGGAAGCCAAAAUUCAAUAUUUCCUGUUUUUGAUAAUCUCUUGUUGCUCGAUCGAAACGUUGACUUAUUAACGCCUCUUGCCACUCAGCUUACAUAUGAAGGACUCAUUGAUGAAAUUUAUGGCAUUCAGAACAGUUAUGUGAAAUUACCUCCGGAGAAAUUUGUACCGAAGAAGCAGGGCGAUGCUGGGAAGGAUCUCCCCACGGAAGCAAAGAAGCUUCAGCUGAAUUCUGCAGAGGAGCUCUAUGCUGAGAUCCGAGACAAAAACUUCAACGCGGUGGGCUCCGUGCUUAGCAAGAAAGCAAAAGUGAUCUCCGCGGCGUUUGAGGAGAGGCACAACGCUAAGACGGUUGGGGAGAUCAAGCAGUUUGUUUCCCAGCUGCCCCACAUGCAGGCAGCAAGAGGCUCACUUGCAAACCACACCUCGAUUGCUGAGUUAAUAAAAGAUGUUACCACUUCUGAAGACUUCUUUGAUAAACUAACAGUGGAGCAGGAGUUUAUGUCUGGAAUAGACACCGAUAAGGUCAAUAGUUACAUUGAAGACUGUAUUGCCCAAAAGCACCCGCUGAUCAAGGUGUUAAGAUUGGUUUGCCUCCAGUCUGUGUGCAAUAGUGGACUCAAACAAAAAGUUCUGGAUUAUUACAAAAGAGAAAUUCUCCAGACAUAUGGCUAUGAGCACAUAUUGACCUUGUACAACCUAGAGAAGGCUGGCCUGCUGAAACCACAGACGGGGGGCAGAAACAAUUACCCAACAAUCCGGAAAACGCUACGCCUCUGGAUGGAUGAUGUGAACGAACAGAAUCCCACAGACAUAUCGUAUGUGUACAGUGGUUAUGCCCCUCUCAGCGUGCGGCUGGCACAGCUGCUCUCACGGCCUGGCUGGCGCAGUAUUGAGGAAGUUCUCCGCAUACUCCCAGGGCCCCACUUUGAAGAACGGCAGCCGUUGCCCACGGGACUGCAAAAGAAACGUCAACCAGGAGAAAACCGAGUCACUCUGAUAUUUUUCCUUGGGGGCGUAACCUUUGCUGAAAUCGCGGCCCUGCGAUUUCUCUCCCAGCUAGAAGACGGAGGUACAGAAUAUGUCAUCGCCACCACUAAGCUAAUGAAUGGGGCCACCUGGAUAGAGUCUCUAAUGGAAAAACCUUUCUAGGCUGAUCAAAGUCGACUUGAAUGAACUGCAAAAUAAACUCCUUUGGAGAAGCUGCCAAAAGGAAGUGAAACCCCACUGAAGAGUAACAGAAGGAUACAGAAUUUACUUCGGGGGUCAGCCUCUUCAAUUACACUGUUUUCUCCUUUCUGCUUCUCUUUUGUGUUUCUAAUUUCUUGAAGAAAAAAGAAUAGAAGAGAAUCCAUCUGGCUAACAGAAACACCAGUUGUUAAUGUUCUAAGCUCAGGGUCUUUCUUACAGACCUCUUGGAAACGUAUUAAGGAUGGUGGGGAUGGAUAGUCUUAUACAGCUGCACAAAUGAGGUCAGUUGUUAGGAAGGCAGAGACGGAUGGGUAAAAAUGAAAA